UGAAGGGCUGGGAUUAACUCAUCCAAGUAUGAGCUCUCGGUGCUCAUCAGGCUCCCCUGCCUCUUGAUCUUGUCAGGCCUGUUGCUCCCACCGUUCCUCGUCGCCGUGCGUCGUUCAAACAUCCUCCUCUUGCUGUUGCGUUUCCGUCAAGCAUUUUUCGAUGGUGGUUAAAAAUUGGAUUGGAGUUGAAUUGUGAAGGGCCUGUAAACAAGAUUCGAGUCACGCUAGGUGUGGUCUAUUAUAUUGAUUAAGUCUUAUAAUAGUGACAAGAAUUGGUCGGAGUUCUUUGCAAGCUGAUGCCUUGGUGGACAAAUUUCAGCAACACUUUUUGCUACUAUACACUCUUUUGUUGAAUACUUCAGGACAAGUAAUGAACCUGCACACCAACUGUUUGUUGAAAUUACUGUGAGAAACUUAGUGUUCUUUGUGCAUGCAAGUUUUACUCUUCAUAGCAGGUUUCACAUCGCCCUCAGCUUGGCAGGAUAAGGAACUGCACAAUAUGGGUCUUGUGAAUGUUCCUGCACUUCAAUUUACGAAUUCUGCAGUCUUCGGAGUUCAGUCAAAGCCUAUUGCUUUCUUUCAGUCGCUGAGUAGAACACUGGUUAUUGAAGCUAGGGCAAAUGCUAGAAAAGAAAGUGCCAAAAUCCGGAACAGGAGGAUGCAGAAAAAGUUUAAUGGAACGUCUAAAAGGCCAAGGCUUUCAGUAUUUUGCUCAGAGAAGCAGUUGUAUGCCAUGCUGGUGGAUGACCGAAACAAAGCGUGUUUGUUCUAUGGAAGCACAUUGCAGAAAUCUAUCCGACAAGAUACUCCUUGUACCACUAUUGAAGCUGCUCAACGUGUCGGGGAUGCUCUUGUCAAAGCUUGUAUUGAUUUCAACAUAAAUGAAAUAUCGUCCUACGAUCGCAACGGUUUUGCUCACGGAGAAAGGAUGCGAGCCUUUGAAAUUGCAAUAUCUAGUUUUGGAUUCUUGUCAGGAUAGAUCUGCAUGCAAUGCUGUAACUAUUGUUAAAAUAGCAAAAACCGGACUUAUCAUUAAAUCAUUCAAGGCACUAGUUAAAGAGUUAAUGAUAAAAAAUGUAGUUGAACAAGGCACUAGUUAAAGAGUUAAUGAUAAAAAAUGUAGUUGAACAGUGAUUAAACAAAGCAUUUUAUCAAAUCAGUUAAGGUUUUGAUUUAAUAAUUUGUCAAUUCAACUAAGUGAGUUGAUCUAGAUUUGCAUACUAUGAUUAUUGUAGAUUCUUUAUAGAAGAGAGACAAUCCAAUAAGGAUUUGUUGGAUCCAAAUGUAUGGACUCAAAUGAAAUGAUGCUAAUCUUAAAAUGGAUUUUUGAUGUUUGUUUAA
Prosopis cineraria is the source of this 1341-nucleotide messenger RNA. RefSeq lists its product as uncharacterized. The transcript has 6 exons. Gene Ontology annotation, cellular component: ribosome. Gene Ontology annotation, biological process: translation. The record is from RefSeq and is a predicted model, not a curated record. Bases 431 to 979 code for a protein of 182 amino acids. Gene Ontology annotation, molecular function: structural constituent of ribosome; 5S rRNA binding. NCBI's taxonomy places the organism in Eukaryota, Viridiplantae, Streptophyta, Magnoliopsida, Fabales, Fabaceae.